Molecule: messenger RNA, 13440 nt
Organism: Schistosoma bovis
Lineage: Eukaryota; Metazoa; Platyhelminthes; Trematoda; Strigeidida; Schistosomatidae
Source: the annotation of a GenBank genome assembly
AAAAAGGCUGGUAACAGAAAAUUCAGCGUCUGUGCGCGAGGUUUGGUCUUAACGUUGAUCCGAUGGUUUGAUUAUUAUGCCUCUGCUAAGUCAGGAGCCUCAUGUUAAUCACGGUCGCCUAGAGGACUUGUACGAUAUACAACAGAAAAUUGGAGAUGGACACUUCGCUGACGUCAAUCUUUGUGUAUGUAAAAGUUCGAACAAAAAAUAUGCGGCCAAGUUUAUAAUGAAGCAACGGAUUAACACAGGGCUUCAUGGAUCAAGCGUUUCUGAUAUAGACCGUGAGGCUUUCAUUUUAGCAAAUUUACAGCAUGAAAAUAUUGUCAAUUUGCAUGAAGUUUUCUAUCGGGAGGAUUCCGUCGUACUCAUUUUGGACUUAGUAACUGGUGGGGAACUGUUUGCACGCGUAGCCGAUUGUGAGCGUUUAUCAGAGGAGGAGGCUUCAAAUUUUGUCCAGCAAAUUCUUUUGGGUGUCCAACAUAUGCAUGGUUUGGGUAUUGUUCACUUGGAUUUGAAGCCUGAGAAUAUAAUGAUCGAAGAUCUGGAAUCCAGAAAGAUAAAAAUUAUUGAUUUUGGCCUAGCUAGAGUGCUAAAUCCAAAUGAAAGCUUUCAAGAUAUGGCAGGAACACCGGAAUUCUGUGCUCCAGAAAUCGUCAAUUUCGAUCCGAUAACUUUUGCAACAGAUAUGUGGGCGGUUGGAGUAUUGACUUACAUUUUAUUGACCGGUAUUUCACCGUUUGCUGGAGAUACACAACUUGAAACAUUUCAAAAUAUUCUCGAUUGUAUUGUUGAUUAUUCAAGAGAGGAAAUACAAAAUGUUAGUGAUCUAGCUAAAGAUUUUAUUCAGAAACUGUUGGUGAAAAAUCCCAGAAAAAGAUCUACGGUUAAUGAAUGUCUUCAACACCCUUGGAUUAAUCCUAAAGACAAUAAACAGUCCAAUUAUCGACGGGAUAGCUUAAUAAGCAAAGAAAAAUUAUCCAGUUUACGACAUUUUAUAGCUAUCAAUCCAAAUGCCAGUGUCUUAUCUCUGAAUAACAAUAAUAACAAUACAGAAGAGCAAGAUAAGUCUCUGUCUUCGCCUACAUCACCAUUAUCUUCUGUUGGCAUAAAUGAUAGGGUACGAUUUUCUUUGCCAGAUAGUUCUGCUAUUAACAAAGUUCAAGAUACAGUGCCAUUAGACAAAAUUACAACUGAAUCAUCUUCAUUGAAUCAAACACUUGAAAAUAAACAGUUUUGUAAAAAACAACCAAAUCAAAACAGGAAUAACAGUAAUAGUGGUAGUAAAAUGAUAAAAAAUGAAAAAGUCACAGUCAUAAACCACAUAUUACAAGCAAAAAAUCUAUCAGCUUUCAAAACAAAUACCAGUGCUUGCUCAACGAAUUCUGGAUCUUCUGUUGUCUCCCAUUUAAACAACUCCCAAAUAUUUAGUCAUCAUUUGAAUAGUAGUAGUAGUAGUAGUAGUAGUAGUAGUAGUAGUAGUAGUAGUAGUAGUAGUAGUAGUAGUAGUAGUAGUAGUAGUAGUAGUAGUAGUAGUAGUAGUAGUAGUAGUAGUAGUAGUAGUAGUAGUAGUAGUAGUAGUAGUAGUAGUAGUAGUAGUAGUAGUAGUAGUAGUAGUAGUAGUAGUAGUAGUAGUAGUAGUAGUAGUAGUAGUAGUAGUAGUAGUAGUAGUAGUAGUAGUAGUAGUAGUAGUAGUAGUAGUAGUAGUAGUAGUAGUAGUAGUAGUAGUAGUAGUAGUAGUAGUAGUAGUAGUAGUAGUAGUAGUAGUAGUAGUAGUAGUAGUAGUAGUAGUAGUAGUAGUAGUAGUAGUAGUAGUAGUAGUAGUAGUAGUAGUAGUAGUAGUAGUAGUAGUAGUAGUAGUAGUAGUAGUAGUAGUAGUAGUAGUAGUAGUAGUAGUAGUAGUAGUAGUAGUAGUAGUAGUAGUAGUAGUAGUAGUAGUAGUAGUAGUAGUAGUAGUAGUAGUAGUAGUUGUAGUAGUAGUAGUAGUAGUAGUAGUAGUAGUAGUAGUAGUAGUAGUAGUAGUAGUAGUAGUAGUAGUAGUAGUAGUAGUAGUAGUAGUAGUAGUAGUAGUAGUAGUAGUAGUAGUAGUAGUAGUAGUAGUAGUAGUAGUAGUAGUAGUAGUAGUAGUAGUAGUAGUAGUAGUAGUAGUAGUAGUAGUAGUAGUAGUAGUAGUAGUAGUAGUAGUAGUAGUAGUAGUAGUAGUAGUAGUAGUAGUAGUAGUAGUAGUAGUAGUAGUAGUAGUAGUAGUAGUAGUAGUAGUAGUAGUAGUAGUAGUAGUAGUAGUAGUAGUAGUAGUAGUAGUAGUAGUAGUAGUAGUAGUAGUAGUAGUAGUAGUAGUAGUAGUAGUAGUAGUAGUAGUAGUAGUAGUAGUAGUAGUAGUAGUAGUAGUAGUAGUAGUAGUAGUAGUAGUAGUAGUAGUAGUAGUAGUAGUAGUAGUAGUAGUAGUAGUAGUAGUAGUAGUAGUAGUAGUAGUAGUAGUAGUAGUAGUAGUAGUAGUAGUAGUAGUAGUAGUAGUAGUAGUAGUAGUAGUAGUAGUAGUAGUAGUAGUAGUAGUAGUAGUAGUAGUAGUAGUAGUAGUAGUAGUAGUAGUAGUAGUAGUAGUAGUAGUAGUAGUAGUAGUAGUAGUAGUAGUAGUAGUAGUAGUAGUAGUAGUAGUAGUAGUAGUAGUAGUAGUAGUAGUAGUAGUAGUAGUAGUAGUAGUAGUAGUAGUAGUAGUAGUAGUAGUAGUAGUAGUAGUAGUAGUAGUAGUAGUAGUAGUAGUAGUAGUAGUAGUAGUAGUAGUAGUAGUAGUAGUAGUAGUAGUAGUAGUAGUAGUAGUAGUAGUAGUAGUAGUAGUAGUAGUAGUAGUAGUAGUAGUAGUAGUAGUAGUAGUAGUAGUAGUAGUAGUAGUAGUAGUAGUAGUAGUAGUAGUAGUAGUAGUAGUAGUAGUAGUAGUAGUAGUAGUAGUAGUAGUAGUAGUAGUAGUAGUAGUAGUAGUAGUAGUAGUAGUAGUAGUAGUAGUAGUAGUAGUAGUAGUAGUAGUAGUAGUAGUAGUAGUAGUAGUAGUAGUAGUAGUAGUAGUAGUAGUAGUAGUAGUAGUAGUAGUAGUAGUAGUAGUAGUAGUAGUAGUAGUAGUAGUAGUAGUAGUAGUAGUAGUAGUAGUAGUAGUAGUAGUAGUAGUAGUAGUAGUAGUAGUAGUAGUAGUAGUAGUAGUAGUAGUAGUAGUAGUAGUAGUAGUAGUAGUAGUAGUAGUAGUAGUAGUAGUAGUAGUAGUAGUAGUAGUAGUAGUAGUAGUAGUAGUAGUAGUAGUAGUAGUAGUAGUAGUAGUAGUAGUAGUAGUAGUAGUAGUAGUAGUAGUAGUAGUAGUAGUAGUAGUAGUAGUAGUAGUAGUAGUAGUAGUAGUAGUAGUAGUAGUAGUAGUAGUAGUAGUAGUAGUAGUAGUAGUAGUAGUAGUAGUAGUAGUAGUAGUAGUAGUAGUAGUAGUAGUAGUAGUAGUAGUAGUAGUAGUAGUAGUAGUAGUAGUAGUAGUAGUAGUAGUAGUAGUAGUAGUAGUAGUAGUAGUAGUAGUAGUAGUAGUAGUAGUAGUAGUAGUAGUAGUAGUAGUAGUAGUAGUAGUAGUAGUAGUAGUAGUAGUAGUAGUAGUAGUAGUAGUAGUAGUAGUAGUAGUAGUAGUAGUAGUAGUAGUAGUAGUAGUAGUAGUAGUAGUAGUAGUAGUAGUAGUAGUAGUAGUAGUAGUAGUAGUAGUAGUAGUAGUAGUAGUAGUAGUAGUAGUAGUAGUAGUAGUAGUAGUAGUAGUAGUAGUAGUAGUAGUAGUAGUAGUAGUAGUAGUAGUAGUAGUAGUAGUAGUAGUAGUAGUAGUAGUAGUAGUAGUAGUAGUAGUAGUAGUAGUAGUAGUAGUAGUAGUAGUAGUAGUAGUAGUAGUAGUAGUAGUAGUAGUAGUAGUAGUAGUAGUAGUAGUAGUAGUAGUAGUAGUAGUAGUAGUAGUAGUAGUAGUAGUAGUAGUAGUAGUAGUAGUAGUAGUAGUAGUAGUAGUAGUAGUAGUAGUAGUAGUAGUAGUAGUAGUAGUAGUAGUAGUAGUAGUAGUAGUAGUAGUAGUAGUAGUAGUAGUAGUAGUAGUAGUAGUAGUAGUAGUAGUAGUAGUAGUAGUAGUAGUAGUAGUAGUAGUAGUAGUAGUAGUAGUAGUAGUAGUAGUAGUAGUAGUAGUAGUAGUAGUAGUAGUAGUAGUAGUAGUAGUAGUAGUAGUAGUAGUAGUAGUAGUAGUAGUAGUAGUAGUAGUAGUAGUAGUAGUAGUAGUAGUAGUAGUAGUAGUAGUAGUAGUAGUAGUAGUAGUAGUAGUAGUAGUAGUAGUAGUAGUAGUAGUAGUAGUAGUAGUAGUAGUAGUAGUAGUAGUAGUAGUAGUAGUAGUAGUAGUAGUAGUAGUAGUAGUAGUAGUAGUAGUAGUAGUAGUAGUAGUAGUAGUAGUAGUAGUAGUAGUAGUAGUAGUAGUAGUAGUAGUAGUAGUAGUAGUAGUAGUAGUAGUAGUAGUAGUAGUAGUAGUAGUAGUAGUAGUAGUAGUAGUAGUAGUAGUAGUAGUAGUAGUAGUAGUAGUAGUAGUAGUAGUAGUAGUAGUAGUAGUAGUAGUAGUAGUAGUAGUAGUAGUAGUAGUAGUAGUAGUAGUAGUAGUAGUAGUAGUAGUAGUAGUAGUAGUAGUAGUAGUAGUAGUAGUAGUAGUAGUAGUAGUAGUAGUAGUAGUAGUAGUAGUAGUAGUAGUAGUAGUAGUAGUAGUAGUAGUAGUAGUAGUAGUAGUAGUAGUAGUAGUAGUAGUAGUAGUAGUAGUAGUAGUAGUAGUAGUAGUAGUAGUAGUAGUAGUAGUAGUAGUAGUAGUAGUAGUAGUAGUAGUAGUAGUAGUAGUAGUAGUAGUAGUAGUAGUAGUAGUAGUAGUAGUAGUAGUAGUAGUAGUAGUAGUAGUAGUAGUAGUAGUAGUAGUAGUAGUAGUAGUAGUAGUAGUAGUAGUAGUAGUAGUAGUAGUAGUAGUAGUAGUAGUAGUAGUAGUAGUAGUAGUAGUAGUAGUAGUAGUAGUAGUAGUAGUAGUAGUAGUAGUAGUAGUAGUAGUAGUAGUAGUAGUAGUAGUAGUAGUAGUAGUAGUAGUAGUAGUAGUAGUAGUAGUAGUAGUAGUAGUAGUAGUAGUAGUAGUAGUAGUAGUAGUAGUAGUAGUAGUAGUAGUAGUAGUAGUAGUAGUAGUAGUAGUAGUAGUAGUAGUAGUAGUAGUAGUAGUAGUAGUAGUAGUAGUAGUAGUAGUAGUAGUAGUAGUAGUAGUAGUAGUAGUAGUAGUAGUAGUAGUAGUAGUAGUAGUAGUAGUAGUAGUAGUAGUAGUAGUAGUAGUAGUAGUAGUAGUAGUAGUAGUAGUAGUAGUAGUAGUAGUAGUAGUAGUAGUAGUAGUAGUAGUAGUAGUAGUAGUAGUAGUAGUAGUAGUAGUAGUAGUAGUAGUAGUAGUAGUAGUAGUAGUAGUAGUAGUAGUAGUAGUAGUAGUAGUAGUAGUAGUAGUAGUAGUAGUAGUAGUAGUAGUAGUAGUAGUAGUAGUAGUAGUAGUAGUAUAGUAUAUAGUAGUAGUAGUAGUAGUAGUAGUAGUAGUAGUAGUAGUAGUAGUAGUAGUAGUAGUAGUAGUAGUAGUAGUAGUAGUAGUAGUAGUAGUAGUAGUAGUAGUAGUAGUAGUAGUAGUAGUAGUAGUAGUAGUAGUAGUAGUAGUAGUAGUAGUAGUAGUAGUAGUAGUAGUAGUAGUAGUAGUAGUAGUAGUAGUAGUAGUAGUAGUAGUAGUAGUAGUAGUAGUAGUAGUAGUAGUAGUAGUAGUAGUAGUAGUAGUAGUAGUAGUAGUAGUAGUAGUAGUAGUAGUAGUAGUAGUAGUAGUAGUAGUAGUAGUAGUAGUAGUAGUAGUAGUAGUAGUAGUAGUAGUAGUAGUAGUAGUAGUAGUAGUAGUAGUAGUAGUAGUAGUAGUAGUAGUAGUAGUAGUAGUAGUAGUAGUAGUAGUAGUAGUAGUAGUAGUAGUAGUAGUAGUAGUAGUAGUAGUAGUAGUAGUAGUAGUAGUAGUAGUAGUAGUAGUAGUAGUAGUAGUAGUAGUAGUAGUAGUAGUAGUAGUAGUAGUAGUAGUAGUAGUAGUAGUAGUAGUAGUAGUAGUAGUAGUAGUAGUAGUAGUAGUAGUAGUAGUAGUAGUAGUAGUAGUAGUAGUAGUAGUAGUAGUAGUAGUAGUAGUAGUAGUAGUAGUAGUAGUAGUAGUAGUAGUAGUAGUAGUAGUAGUAGUAGUAGUAGUAGUAGUAGUAGUAGUAGUAGUAGUAGUAGUAGUAGUAGUAGUAGUAGUAGUAGUAGUAGUAGUAGUAGUAGUAGUAGUAGUAGUAGUAGUAGUAGUAGUAGUAGUAGUAGUAGUAGUAGUAGUAGUAGUAGUAGUAGUAGUAGUAGUAGUAGUAGUAGUAGUAGUAGUAGUAGUAGUAGUAGUAGUAGUAGUAGUAGUAGUAGUAGUAGUAGUAGUAGUAGUAGUAGUAGUAGUAGUAGUAGUAGUAGUAGUAGUAGUAGUAGUAGUAGUAGUAGUAGUAGUAGUAGUAGUAGUAGUAGUAGUAGUAGUAGUAGUAGUAGUAGUAGUAGUAGUAGUAGUAGUAGUAGUAGUAGUAGUAGUAGUAGUAGUAGUAGUAGUAGUAGUAGUAGUAGUAGUAGUAGUAGUAGUAGUAGUAGUAGUAGUAGUAGUAGUAGUAGUAGUAGUAGUAGUAGUAGUAGUAGUAGUAGUAGUAGUAGUAGUAGUAGUAGUAGUAGUAGUAGUAGUAGUAGUAGUAGUAGUAGUAGUAGUAGUAGUAGUAGUAGUAGUAGUAGUAGUAGUAGUAGUAGUAGUAGUAGUAGUAGUAGUAGUAGUAGUAGUAGUAGUAGUAGUAGUAGUAGUAGUAGUAGUAGUAGUAGUAGUAGUAGUAGUAGUAGUAGUAGUAGUAGUAGUAGUAGUAGUAGUAGUAGUAGUAGUAGUAGUAGUAGUAGUAGUAGUAGUAGUAGUAGUAGUAGUAGUAGUAGUAGUAGUAGUAGUAGUAGUAGUAGUAGUAGUAGUAGUAGUAGUAGUAGUAGUAGUAGUAGUAGUAGUAGUAGUAGUAGUAGUAGUAGUAGUAGUAGUAGUAGUAGUAGUAGUAGUAGUAGUAGUAGUAGUAGUAGUAGUAGUAGUAGUAGUAGUAGUAGUAGUAGUAGUAGUAGUAGUAGUAGUAGUAGUAGUAGUAGUAGUAGUAGUAGUAGUAGUAGUAGUAGUAGUAGUAGUAGUAGUAGUAGUAGUAGUAGUAGUAGUAGUAGUAGUAGUAGUAGUAGUAGUAGUAGUAGUAGUAGUAGUAGUAGUAGUAGUAGUAGUAGUAGUAGUAGUAGUAGUAGUAGUAGUAGUAGUAGUAGUAGUAGUAGUAGUAGUAGUAGUAGUAGUAGUAGUAGUAGUAGUAGUAGUAGUAGUAGUAGUAGUAGUAGUAGUAGUAGUAGUAGUAGUAGUAGUAGUAGUAGUAGUAGUAGUAGUAGUAGUAGUAGUAGUAGUAGUAGUAGUAGUAGUAGUAGUAGUAGUAGUAGUAGUAGUAGUAGUAGUAGUAGUAGUAGUAGUAGUAGUAGUAGUAGUAGUAGUAGUAGUAGUAGUAGUAGUAGUAGUAGUAGUAGUAGUAGUAGUAGUAGUAGUAGUAGUAGUAGUAGUAGUAGUAGUAGUAGUAGUAGUAGUAGUAGUAGUAGUAGUAGUAGUAGUAGUAGUAGUAGUAGUAGUAGUAGUAGUAGUAGUAGUAGUAGUAGUAGUAGUAGUAGUAGUAGUAGUAGUAGUAGUAGUAGUAGUAGUAGUAGUAGUAGUAGUAGUAGUAGUAGUAGUAGUAGUAGUAGUAGUAGUAGUAGUAGUAGUAGUAGUAGUAGUAGUAGUAGUAGUAGUAGUAGUAGUAGUAGUAGUAGUAGUAGUAGUAGUAGUAGUAGUAGUAGUAGUAGUAGUAGUAGUAGUAGUAGUAGUAGUAGUAGUAGUAGUAGUAGUAGUAGUAGUAGUAGUAGUAGUAGUAGUAGUAGUAGUAGUAGUAGUAGUAGUAGUAGUAGUAGUAGUAGUAGUAGUAGUAGUAGUAGUAGUAGUAGUAGUAGUAGUAGUAGUAGUAGUAGUAGUAGUAGUAGUAGUAGUAGUAGUAGUAGUAGUAGUAGUAGUAGUAGUAGUAGUAGUAGUAGUAGUAGUAGUAGUAGUAGUAGUAGUAGUAGUAGUAGUAGUAGUAGUAGUAGUAGUAGUAGUAGUAGUAGUAGUAGUAGUAGUAGUAGUAGUAGUAGUAGUAGUAGUAGUAGUAGUAGUAGUAGUAGUAGUAGUAGUAGUAGUAGUAGUAGUAGUAGUAGUAGUAGUAGUAGUAGUAGUAGUAGUAGUAGUAGUAGUAGUAGUAGUAGUAGUAGUAGUAGUAGUAGUAGUAGUAGUAGUAGUAGUAGUAGUAGUAGUAGUAGUAGUAGUAGUAGUAGUAGUAGUAGUAGUAGUAGUAGUAGUAGUAGUAGUAGUAGUAGUAGUAGUAGUAGUAGUAGUAGUAGUAGUAGUAGUAGUAGUAGUAGUAGUAGUAGUAGUAGUAGUAGUAGUAGUAGUAGUAGUAGUAGUAGUAGUAGUAGUAGUAGUAGUAGUAGUAGUAGUAGUAGUAGUAGUAGUAGUAGUAGUAGUAGUAGUAGUAGUAGUAGUAGUAGUAGUAGUAGUAGUAGUAGUAGUAGUAGUAGUAGUAGUAGUAGUAGUAGUAGUAGUAGUAGUAGUAGUAGUAGUAGUAGUAGUAGUAGUAGUAGUAGUAGUAGUAGUAGUAGUAGUAGUAGUAGUAGUAGUAGUAGUAGUAGUAGUAGUAGUAGUAGUAGUAGUAGUAGUAGUAGUAGUAGUAGUAGUAGUAGUAGUAGUAGUAGUAGUAGUAGUAGUAGUAGUAGUAGUAGUAGUAGUAGUAGUAGUAGUAGUAGUAGUAGUAGUAGUAGUAGUAGUAGUAGUAGUAGUAGUAGUAGUAGUAGUAGUAGUAGUAGUAGUAGUAGUAGUAGUAGUAGUAGUAGUAGUAGUAGUAGUAGUAGUAGUAGUAGUAGUAGUAGUAGUAGUAGUAGUAGUAGUAGUAGUAGUAGUAGUAGUAGUAGUAGUAGUAGUAGUAGUAGUAGUAGUAGUAGUAGUAGUAGUAGUAGUAGUAGUAGUAGUAGUAGUAGUAGUAGUAGUAGUAGUAGUAGUAGUAGUAGUAGUAGUAGUAGUAGUAGUAGUAGUAGUAGUAGUAGUAGUAGUAGUAGUAGUAGUAGUAGUAGUAGUAGUAGUAGUAGUAGUAGUAGUAGUAGUAGUAGUAGUAGUAGUAGUAGUAGUAGUAGUAGUAGUAGUAGUAGUAGUAGUAGUAGUAGUAGUAGUAGUAGUAGUAGUAGUAGUAGUAGUAGUAGUAGUAGUAGUAGUAGUAGUAGUAGUAGUAGUAGUAGUAGUAGUAGUAGUAGUAGUAGUAGUAGUAGUAGUAGUAGUAGUAGUAGUAGUAGUAGUAGUAGUAGUAGUAGUAGUAGUAGUAGUAGUAGUAGUAGUAGUAGUAGUAGUAGUAGUAGUAGUAGUAGUAGUAGUAGUAGUAGUAGUAGUAGUAGUAGUAGUAGUAGUAGUAGUAGUAGUAGUAGUAGUAGUAGUAGUAGUAGUAGUAGUAGUAGUAGUAGUAGUAGUAGUAGUAGUAGUAGUAGUAGUAGUAGUAGUAGUAGUAGUAGUAGUAGUAGUAGUAGUAGUAGUAGUAGUAGUAGUAGUAGUAGUAGUAGUAGUAGUAGUAGUAGUAGUAGUAGUAGUAGUAGUAGUAGUAGUAGUAGUAGUAGUAGUAGUAGUAGUAGUAGUAGUAGUAGUAGUAGUAGUAGUAGUAGUAGUAGUAGUAGUAGUAGUAGUAGUAGUAGUAGUAGUAGUAGUAGUAGUAGUAGUAGUAGUAGUAGUAGUAGUAGUAGUAGUAGUAGUAGUAGUAGUAGUAGUAGUAGUAGUAGUAGUAGUAGUAGUAGUAGUAGUAGUAGUAGUAGUAGUAGUAGUAGUAGUAGUAGUAGUAGUAGUAGUAGUAGUAGUAGUAGUAGUAGUAGUAGUAGUAGUAGUAGUAGUAGUAGUAGUAGUAGUAGUAGUAGUAGUAGUAGUAGUAGUAGUAGUAGUAGUAGUAGUAGUAGUAGUAGUAGUAGUAGUAGUAGUAGUAGUAGUAGUAGUAGUAGUAGUAGUAGUAGUAGUAGUAGUAGUAGUAGUAGUAGUAGUAGUAGUAGUAGUAGUAGUAGUAGUAGUAGUAGUAGUAGUAGUAGUAGUAGUAGUAGUAGUAGUAGUAGUAGUAGUAGUAGUAGUAGUAGUAGUAGUAGUAGUAGUAGUAGUAGUAGUAGUAGUAGUAGUAGUAGUAGUAGUAGUAGUAGUAGUAGUAGUAGUAGUAGUAGUAGUAGUAGUAGUAGUAGUAGUAGUAGUAGUAGUAGUAGUAGUAGUAGUAGUAGUAGUAGUAGUAGUAGUAGUAGUAGUAGUAGUAGUAGUAGUAGUAGUAGUAGUAGUAGUAGUAGUAGUAGUAGUAGUAGUAGUAGUAGUAGUAGUAGUAGUAGUAGUAGUAGUAGUAGUAGUAGUAGUAGUAGUAGUAGUAGUAGUAGUAGUAGUAGUAGUAGUAGUAGUAGUAGUAGUAGUAGUAGUAGUAGUAGUAGUAGUAGUAGUAGUAGUAGUAGUAGUAGUAGUAGUAGUAGUAGUAGUAGUAGUAGUAGUAGUAGUAGUAGUAGUAGUAGUAGUAGUAGUAGUAGUAGUAGUAGUAGUAGUAGUAGUAGUAGUAGUAGUAGUAGUAGUAGUAGUAGUAGUAGUAGUAGUAGUAGUAGUAGUAGUAGUAGUAGUAGUAGUAGUAGUAGUAGUAGUAGUAGUAGUAGUAGUAGUAGUAGUAGUAGUAGUAGUAGUAGUAGUAGUAGUAGUAGUAGUAGUAGUAGUAGUAGUAGUAGUAGUAGUAGUAGUAGUAGUAGUAGUAGUAGUAGUAGUAGUAGUAGUAGUAGUAGUAGUAGUAGUAGUAGUAGUAGUAGUAGUAGUAGUAGUAGUAGUAGUAGUAGUAGUAGUAGUAGUAGUAGUAGUAGUAGUAGUAGUAGUAGUAGUAGUAGUAGUAGUAGUAGUAGUAGUAGUAGUAGUAGUAGUAGUAGUAGUAGUAGUAGUAGUAGUAGUAGUAGUAGUAGUAGUAGUAGUAGUAGUAGUAGUAACGCUGAAAAUCUAAAUAAACAAAGAAAUAGUGAUAUCAGCCUGUCAGAUUACUCCAUUCCAAUUGACAGUGUAAAAAAGUUGAAUCCACGCAAUUCACUUUGCGAUACUGUAUCUAAGACUAGUUCUUCCCCAAUUAUUAAUAAAAUCAAUAAUAAUAAUAAUAAUAAUUCGAGUACAAAUAUCAAUUCAAAAGUAUUCAAUGAUUUGACUAAUGACAAAACUUUAUCAGAUUCUACUUCAAAUAAAUCUAUUAAUAAUAGUACUACUGUUAGUGGUAGUUGGCGUGUAAACUUUCAAAAUAAUAUAAUUGGUCGAUUAGGUGCAGCAUUUGCUGCAGCAACUGGACAUGUCACUACUUCAACACAUCAUCAUAUUUUAAAUGAAGUUAAUUCUUCUUGUGAUCACCAGUUACCUCUUCCAGUUAAGCCAACUGGUAGUUCUUCCUCCACUUCCGCUAAUACUACUACCACUGCUACUACUCCUAGCAACAACAAUAAUAUUGCUUCUAAUACUACUGAUACCAUUAUUAAUACUACCAAUAAAAGUUUCAGUUUUGUUCAAGUGACUAAUAAAGAGGUGAUUGCCAAUAAAACUAAUUCAUUGAAAUCUUCAAACGAAACGAAUAUUAAACAAUCCUAUUCAUCUUUCGGUGCUGUUUCUAGAGCAGUUAAAGAAUUAGAAAUUACUGCUAAUCCUUUGAAUACUAAUAAUAACUCCAUAACUACUACCAAUACUACUACUAACAAUAAUGGUAAUAUGGUUGACUUGAAAAUUGUUCGUAGGUUCCAAACAUUAGGAAUGAAUCAACUAACUGAAGCAACAUGUGUUAACCGUCCUUUGAUAAAUGGAUAUCCAAAUGAAAAGCCUAGCUCACAUCGUGGACCAUUAUCUAACUCAUCGAAUAGACUGAUGGUCAGUAAAUUACAAGAAAUAUUUGAAAGUGGCAAUACAAAAUCAUCACCGAGUUGUCAAACUAAUCGGACUAAUAAAACACUUGUGUCUGUUAUUCAUAAUAAUAAUAAUAAUAAUAAUAAUAAUAAUAAUAGCAUACCGGUUAAACUUAACACUACUACUAAUACUACUAACUGUACUACUGCAGUUACAACUACUUCUACCAGUAAACGUCUUUCUAUCAAUUAAUAAAUCAUCCUAACAUGUAUUGUAUCAUUCUCUUCUUUUCCUUUCUGUCCAUUUAAACCCUUUCUUCAUUUAAUCAUAUUAGAAAAUUUUUUUCAUCUUAAUGUGAUCUCUUAUUCUAAAAAAUUUUUGACCUGAUCAUAUUUAGUACAUUUAUGAUGAACACAUUUUUUUGUUGUUGUCCUAUACCAAGUAUUAUUUGUUCCUUUUAUUAAAUAUUAUUAAUAAUAAUAAGAAAGUCAAUGAAAUAGCGCCGUAUCACAAUGUUUGCCACUGUUACUUUUAAUAUUCACCUUCUUUUUUUUCCUUCAAAAAAUCAUGAAAUGAAUUGUAAAAAACAGUGACAUAAUAUCAUGUACAUUAAUUAAUCUUUUACUCAGUGGUUAUCUUUCUUGUUAGUGCCUUUUGUUCAUUAUUUUAAUCUGUUCCUUUAUAUAUAAAACACUUUUUCUUUCUUACAUUAUGUACAUAUUAAUUAUUAUCAUUAUUAUAUAAUAUCACGAGAAAUCUAUUUUUAAACAACAGUACAAAAAAAAAUGUAGCGAGUGAACACACGUAACACAAAAAUAUCUUACGUUAUUUUAUGUUACUAUCGUCUUUAAAUAAUUAUUUCUUCUUUUUAUUAUUAUUAUUAUUAUGUAUAACUCUGUGUUUGUAUGUGUCAUAUGUGUGUACUCUUUUCAUUUACAUAUAAUAUGCUCCAAUUAACUAUCACCAACUUCACUCUACCUCCUCUAUCUUUUUGUGUGCAUGUUUGUUAGUGUGCGUGUGCGUGUACGUGCGUGUAUAUGUGUGUGUAUCCUUUCUUUAAUAUAGCACAUAUGGUGAUCACUUUCUAAUGUUGAUGUUUGUUCGUUUUGUUUUUUGUUUUUUUUGUCCUUAUUUUUAAAAUGUGAUUAUUUGUAAUGAUAAAUGAAUAAUUCACAAUGAAUAGUACUGAUUAUAAAGUGUGUAUUAAAUCUAUCGUACAAUUCUUUUAAUUAUUUUGUUCUAGAUUGUAUAUUUUUCAUCAAUGUCGAACUGUUAUUGUCUUUGUCGUUGUUGUUGUGUUUUUUUUUUCGGUUGUCUUUAAGUUGAUGAAGAAGGAAUGUAUAAGAGACAAUAUUACACUUAUUAGUCUACUCUUCUAAAAUUCUGAUGAGAAAAGAAUUAUUAAUGUAUUCGUCAUAUUUCUUGUUUGUAGAAUAUAAUUAUAU